AUGAAUACCAAUGACUCUAAUCACUCUAAUCACCGGAAGGAAGGAAAGAAGGAAGUAUGGAGCGACAAGAGGCACGCAGGUCUGGUGAACUUCCUCUUAUUUCACCUCCCUUCAAUCGCCGUCACCAUCAGUCUCUUCUGUCUCUAUCUACGUGAGGUGACAUGGAAACCUCCUGGACCAGGCUCCGAGGUCCUCGGCAUACUUCAGUUCGCAGCCAAGGCGCACGAAGGGUUGAUCGUCGUCUCGCUGAGCGACAUUCUUCUUCACCGUGUUCGAUGGGGCCUCUUGGGCCAGGAAGGAGUCCCCCUAGGCUUCCUCUCCUCGGCGCAUCAUCUGCCUGCUCCUUUACUCUAUUUAUUCAGCUGGGAGUUCUGGGGCACGGUCGUCUAUCCAGUCAGCAACAAAGUAUCGCAUUUCAUCAGCGUCGCUGCGAUAAUCUUGCUCACACUCAUCGGAAUCGGUGCAGCUCCAACGUCGGCAGUCACGAUGAUCCCCCGAGAAUUUUGGCAGCCUGUCAAGAUUACCACUUCUUCAGAUCAGAUCGCCUCCAGUCUAAAUCUGACGCAUUUCGGGGCUGAUUUGGGAACUCUGUACUUGAACAACAGUAUAUAUAAAAUGACUCUUGGGAGCGGCGAGGAAGAUGCGCCUCUUGGUUCCGGCGACUGUCUGUCUGCACUUGCACUCGGUGAAGAGACUGGGUGUUUCGAUGUCAGUCCCAUGAUGCAGAAUUUCUGGGCCUCGAUCACGCUGCUUCCCGGCAACACUCGCUCGCAAACAAGCAUCCCAGUGACCCGGCUGGGCCGAUGGGCUCCGUUCCGGCCAAUCGAGUACUCUUCAUUUGAGGGAUUUGAAACCCAAACAGCCUGGGCGACGGGGCCGAUGUAUGGCAUAUCCUAUGUCCUUUCACGGGCUGGCGCCGAAGUGUCGGCCUACCCCGAUCGCGACUUCAAGAUCGAAGCCAAGAUCAAGGAUUCUGAGGAACAAAAGUGGAAGCAACCUGUGGUUGUCGUCAGCUGCAGGGAGCCAGAGACGGAGGGGUCGAACAAUGAUUCUCUGGCAUUUAAGUGGAUUGACGACGAUGCCUUUGGCGGUUUCAGCUUAACACUUGACCUAACUGAAGAAUCACUGGCAUCAUUCCGUGGCGAGGACGUCAAAUCCCAUUACGCCGCUCUUGACCUCCAAGAUCGUAUCGACAAACCGUUGAGUGCAUCAAUGUUACUCGCAGGACAACAGAAGGUGGAAUCAGGACCUACGAACGGCACUUUGGUCUAUAACCUCUGUCUAACCCAAGCUCGGUGGAUGGAGGCAGACAUUUGGGUCAACACAGGACAGGCAGUUGGUGCACAGACAGACUUGGGCAUCGACAAGAAAAAUAUCUCAAGCCACAUGAGAAAGACAUCCUCAUCUGAGAAUGUGAUCCAGAUGAGCAGUGGCUGGCUAGACCGGAUAGGCGCACAAAAUGCGACCGUAAGUGGAAACAAUAACGCAACAGAAAACCAGGCAUACAUUCAAAUCUACGAGGGUGCCAUGAGAUUCCUCAGCAAAGCUGGCAGCACCUCCACCGUCCGCGCCACUUUCCUACCAGAGAUGCUCUCCAUCUACUUUGUAGACGCUCUUACCGACCUGAAGGGAUGGAGUCUAUGGGACGAGGACGCUGAAGGGACCGACUCCAAUACAGCUCCAGGCGCCGACGACCAGGUCCUUGACUUCGCGUUUUCCUCGCACCUGUACGGUUACUUCCUCGGCGGGGGAUUCGUCUUGCCUCUCUCCAUGUCCAUCCUUGGUAUACAUGUUUUCAUUGUGGUAAUCCAUCAUUGCCUCCUCUUCUUCACCCCGAGGCCGUGGUUCAGCUCGCGGUGGGAGAGUUGGGGCGAGCUUGUGACGCUCGCGAUGCGUUCCAGGCCGCCACCGGAAUCAAGGAUGCGUAACAUUGGUGCAGGAGUUGGCAGUGCCGAAACUUGGGCCAUUCCUAUUGUAGUCCGAGACUUGGACAAUCAGGGGAAGUUGGAGAUGGUACUGAAGGAAGAUGUCGCGAGCGCCUUGGGGGUUGGGGAGGAUAUGGAGGCGCAUCCUUUGAUGGGACUUGUGAGGCCGGGUGUACAGUACGGCUGA
Messenger RNA from Clonostachys rhizophaga, 2112 nucleotides. NCBI's taxonomy places the organism in Eukaryota, Fungi, Ascomycota, Sordariomycetes, Hypocreales, Bionectriaceae. The record is from the annotation of a GenBank genome assembly.